AUGUCAAUGUGCGAACCGCACAGGAUAAGAAUUCACCCUCAUCAUCAUCAUCUCCAAGGCCACCCGCCGUUUCCUAGCAACGGCUUGCCCCGCCCCCCUGAGGCGCCCCCGCCGAGCCCACUUUCGCCCUCGAGAAGGAGAUCGAGAGUGGCGAGCGAAGCCGGGAGGGGCUCCUCGGGAGUUCUCCGAAGGGCCAAGGCCAGCAGGUGAAGAGAAGGGCGGGGCUUGAGCAGCUCGCUCGCGCUCUCUCUCGCGGCGGACAGGUGCGCCGCGGCGCAUGCGCCGCGAGAGUGCUUUCCCGCUGACAGCAGGCCGAGGCCGCUGUCCUCGUGGAACAACGGAAGAAGCGGCGUCUCGCCUUCCCCCGCCCCCGCGCCCCCCACGCCCUCCUCUCAGGUACGGGAGGCUCCGCGCGCGCAUUGUAAGAGGCAGUUCGGCACGAGAGGGGCGGGCGCUGGCGGCGGUUGCCAUGGCAACCCGCGCGAGGAGCGGGGUGGGAGGCUGGGGAAGUUCCCCAGGCCCCACUUGCUAGGGGGAGGAGUGGGCGGGGUGUCUGCCUGGGUUGGCGCGGGGCAGCUUACGCCCCACUGAACCGAGGCGGGAGGAAAUGAGUGGCUGCGGGGGGCCAAGAGGAGCGUUACCCACAGGGACUGACAGGGGCUUGUUUUUAAGUAGUCGCCCGUGUGGGUGGCAGGUGAGGGGAUGGAGGGCCGCCACCUCAGGAACUGUUCCGACGUUCUCGGUGUGGAAAAGCGAGGGAGGGAUCCAGGGCCUUGCUGACAGGCAGCCAUGCUUUUGCAGGCAAACAUGUACCGAUUCCAUCGCUUUUAAUGGACAGUCGAGUAACAACCAGCGGCGUAGCGUGGGUUGUCAGCACCCGGGGCAAGGCAAGUAAUUUGCGCCCCCUAACCCGGGGCAAGGCAAGUAAUUUGCACCCCCUAACCCGGGGCAAGGCAAGUAAUUUGCACCCCCUAACCUGCCGCCGCUGCCAGCUGCUUCUUGCUGCUGCCUGGGCUGGUCUGGUGUGGUUCUCUCCCGUGCUCAGCGCUGCGCUGGGCGGCCGCUGCACUGUCCCUCCCCCCAGAUAGUCCCUCGCUCUCUCUCCGCACCGCACGCCUGGCACCCACCCCCUCCACAGUGGGCGGCGACCCAGCGGCUCGGAUCGGAUUCGCACAGCCAGCACUGCAGUGAGAGAGAGUGAGUGAGCCAGGUAGGGGCAGAGAGCUGCGAGUGCGAGCGCGCCCCCCCCAGAUGUUGCGCCCGGUGCGGCCGGCCCCCCCUGCACCCCCCACGCUACGCCACUGGUAACAACAACAGGUCGCUGAAAACCAAUGGUCAGCAGCAGAGCAUGUUUUUGCCUGUUUAUUUUACACAGCCGCUUCAGUUCGCAGAGCGGUCGUGCCAAGUGAAAUGACACACAGUGCAUCAUGCUUCUACAAAACACCUUCGCUUUUCUCUUUAAAGGCUAGUUAAAAAUCCUGGAUUUCAUUCUGCUCUGUUGCACGGCAGUGCUGUUGGUCUUUGACAUUUUCCCAUAGACCUGAAGUAUAAAGCGAAAACGAUGCCACCCCACCUGGACUCAUUCUGAAAUAACACAGAGACUAGUAGCAAUCUGGUAGCAACCCAAAGCAAAUGUUUCCUGCUCCUUGAAAUACUACACCACACACACCCUUACAUAGAGACCUAUUUUAUGUGUCUGGCAUUCAGUCAGUUCCUUUUGCUAACUAUAAUAACUUGGUGCUGUUCACUGCCCAGUGAACCUGGGAAUCCUCACAAAAUUCACUGUAGUAGACUAUCAGUGAUUUUAUGAAGAUGAGCUUCAGCAAUGCCCUGCUAUAUACUUUGAGAACUCUUAUUUUAAGAGUCUUUCUGGUUGUUUUAUUUCAUAACGCAACAUAAAUGCACACAUUUCCUCACUUGUUGAACUUUAUUCAAGGAAACACAGCUAUUGUAAUGAUAUAGCAUUUUCCCAGCCCUCGACCUGCAAAAUUUUCUCUCUAGAAAAAGUAUGAUUCAUCCCUUAUUUGCAUAUUCAUUUUUAUGGGAUAGAACAGGAAGUUUGUUCCACAAGUCAUAGUACCGAAGACAUCACUCUCUCUCCAUUAUUUUUGAUUUAAAAUCUGCUUUAUGGUUGGCUUGCUAGACCUUUUGUGAAUUUUAAAAAGGUUUGGGCUGCAAUUUUGCAUGUGAGUUGUUUAAAAAAAAGAAAAAUCCAAUGGGAUUUAAAGUUAAUAAAUUACAAGACCCUUUUAAAAGUCCUUUCAUUAUGUAGGAAAGGAGUGUCAUGCAACUGGCACUGGAUAGGGCUUAGUAUGAAGGUAGAGCUUUUAAAAAUGCUUUUCAUAGUAAUCUCUAAAGGCUCUAACACCACACACAUAAACAUCCCAAGGUUUGAUCUGAAUACACAUGAGGCUACCAGUUUGCUGAAGCUAAGCAGGUUUUGGUCUGGCCAGUGCCUGUAUAGCUGGUUGCCUGGGAACCAAAUGCCUUGGGUGCCAUGAUAGAAGAAAAGUGGAGUAUCAGUGUAAGAAAUUAUUCAAAAAUAAGAAGAAAAAAACUUUACUCAGAAACGAAUCCCACUGAGUUAAAUGGGUAAACAUAGUAAACAUGCAUAAGAUUGCAAUCUAAUAUCUGUUCUGGCUAGUAAAGAAGGAUUUGUACAAGUCAGGUUGAUUUUGCUUUUUUCAUGAGCUCCUAAAAGCUGCACCUGAUAUGGAAUGUUUCUAUGGCUGUAACCAAGCACAGUAACUAUUCUUGUAGGGCUUGCUUGUUUGUUUGUUUGAAAAUUUGUAACUGCACUUCUGAUUUGAUUACCAAUACAACUUUUUGCUGUGCUAGAAAAAGAAUUUUUUUGUUUUCAUUUUCUUACAAUGUUCUCAUGCUGACAACAAGACUUCAAGGUGGCUGACAAUAAGUGAAAAUGUUCCUUGUUGUCAUUUCUAAUUUGUUAUUUGAUAUUGACAAGCCUUUUUUUCCCCUUUUAUUAAUUUGCAGGACAAAAUUGGGAGCCAAGCCUGCACCUGAAGCCAUGAAUACAAACAACCAGUGGGAUGUGAACAAAGCACUAACUCUUGCUAGCCUCUUCCAUUUUCUUUAUGGUGCAGGAAAUGCCUGUGCAAUUCCGUUUUUAACUCUGUACUUUCGGCAGCUUGGACUGACUGCACCAUUAGUAGGGAUUAUAAUAGGAUUAAAGCACUUAGUCACUUCUCUUUGGGCUCCACUGUGCUCCUAUUUAGCAAAAACUCACAAUAAGAGAAAAGUUCUCAUCAGCGGAUCACUGCUGUGCUCAGUUGGAGCAAGUUUGCUUCUUACUCUUGUCCCACCACCGAGCAAGGACAUUGUCUAUAGGUAUUGUAAUGUGAGCCAGCAUCCAAAUAAAUUACUGACAGCAAACCAGGUGUCUGAUGUAAAUGUGAACAGUCCAAGUGCAAUGAAUGUUAACCCUGCCUCUGAUGACAAAACACUAUCUACUGAAUCAUUUGGAAUAAUCUCUAAGGACUUGAUUACUACUGGAAAGCCAGUAGUAACAAAUGCACCAUUCAAAAUUUAUUCCACUAUUAAUAUCCCUUCUGUGAUCAACAGUGGUGUCAAUGAUGGUGAUACAAGUACCCAGCAAUUCACUGAUGUUCCGUAUGGUGUGAUAUCUGGUACUUCUGGGAAAGAAGUUUCCCCAGGAGAACAAAUGUUGGAGACACUGACUGUAAACAGGCCUGUGAAGACAACUAGUAGCCCACCUGCUGAUAUGAAUAUUGAAGAAAAAAUUGUGGAAAAUGACUCUUCAGAAAGAAAUGCUAACUUCUCAUUUUACACAGCCCCUGUACCUCUUAAAAAGACACAAUAUAUAUUCAAAAACUUGUCAGGUCGCUGGGAAAGAGCACAGGAUAUGAGUUCUUGGUUACUACAAGGUACUGACUUCUUGGACAGUGAACACCAGGCCUUUCUUAUGGUGCUAGGUGCUGUUGUUCUUUGGGAGCUCCUGGCUGCACCUCUUGGAUGGAUGGUUGAGGACAGCCUCUAUGAGUACCUUGAUUUUGUUGAUGCAGCAGACAAAUAUGGAAAUCUUUGGAUUUGGAGUUACUUAGGAGCAUCUAUGGGUGUCUGUGGUGUAGCAAUAUUUGUGGAUCAGCUGAGUUGCUUCUUGAGCACGAAUAUCCCACGUUUUGCAGUUCAUUUUUAUGGCUAUGCCAUGUUGCUAACUUUAACGUUGGCUGUCAGUGUCUUCUUUCCCAUUCAUGUGUCCAAAAAAAGUGAACAUGUAAACAAAACAGUCAAAGCUUUAAACCUGAUUGGGAGUGACGGCAGAACCAUCCUGUGUGCAGUAACCGUCUUCCUCACGGGUGCCAUUGGGUCAACUGUGCAGAAUUUUCUUUUCUGGCAAAUGCAAGACCAAGGCAGCAGUGAAUUAUACAUGGGUCUCUCAGUAGCCAUUGGACUGAUUGCCGAAAUCCUGCUCUACAUCUUCAAAAGCAAGUUACUAAGGACUCUCUCAGCUGGUGGCACAGUUGCCUUGAGUUUAAGCUGCCUUGCAGCACAGCUGCUCUACUAUUCCUUCCUAUGGAACACCUGGUCUGUGCUGCCAAUCCAGAUCUUCUGUGCCUUCAGCAACGGUGCCUUGUGGUGGGCUGUGAACAUGCUGGCAGAUGACAUUGCCACUCCUGGCACAGAAAGGUCUCUCCACCUUGUCCUACAGGGCCUCUCUUGUGGCUGUGGAGCCAGUCUGGGAAGUUUUGCAGGAGGGUUUGUUGUGAACAGCUUUGGCCUAGCAGUGCUCUAUCGGGCAUGUUCCAUUACUUUAAUACUCUGGUUAAUCUUGUUCUUGAUUGUCCAAUCCAAGUUGCCACGUCAAAAAAGAAUUAAUUACUCCCGACUCCUAGCUGCAGAUUCUAGUGAUAUGAGUGACUCUGAUGAUGAUGAUAAGGAAAGGGACUGGCUGGUGAAAGCUAUGAAAGACGAGAACUUCACUAGGAAUUGGUAAAAGUCUUGCAUUUCAUCGGUCUGUCAGGCAAAGAACAGACUUUGGAGGAAUAGGGUGAUGCUAUUAGAAAUGAUGCACAUGGAAUCUGUAAGAAGCCAUUCUACUAGCAGUGGGAUUUUAUGAUGUACAUAUUUAUAAAGAAAGCAAUUAUAAAGAUUUUAUAAAGAUUUUAUUUUCCUAAGAUUAAUUUAUUGCAAAAACUUGUAGCAUUUUAUUUGCUUUUCUAAGAUUUAAGUUUUCAUGAUUCAAGGAAAUGGGACUUUGACUAGUUUCUGCUGAAAUUAAUAGUUUUUCAGCUUCAAUAGUGACAAAAAUUGGUUAUCUUUAGAGACCCAGAUGGCCAUAUAGGAGGUUGUAAUUCAUAGCAAUUUAAUCUUUUUUUCACUACUAGUUAAUUCCUAGUAGAUAACAUGCUGUCUCUUCUUUCAAUUUUGUCCUCAAUUGGGCACAAACUGCUGUAGAAACAAAUAUGCUGAUUCUUUAUUUUUAUGGACCCAACAUCUUUUUGGAAACUAGCACUUUAAAUAAGUGGGCCUCGAUUCUGGAAUAAAAUUGUCUAGUGGCUAUGUAGAUUUUAUUGCUGGCAAAGUAUGCGGCUUACUUUGGUCAGUAUUAUUCUGAAAUAAAAUAUUCUUUCAGAAUAUCUCUCAUCUCCUGACUGGGAACUUCCAUACAGUAAAAACAUUUCUUUUUAAACAUCUCACAUCUGUGAUGUGAAUAUAAAAUCUACAUUGGUUAGAAUGCACAUGCAGUUCACAAAUCUCUUGUCUACUUUCUAUCCUGCAAUAAUAGCAUAUGUGGAAAUACUGAGUUGUACAAGUUAACUCCAGGCCCCUUAACAUUAGACCCAAUGGAUGAGGAAGCAAAGUUUCUAGGAUGUCAGGUUUUGCCCCUCUUAGGUGAUGGAUAUUAAGAAACAUUUUUUAGUACUCAUAGGGCUUUGCUUAAACACUGUGAGAAGAAUUCAGUGUCAAGCUCUUAUAAUUGUUCCAUCAGCAUAAGCAUUUCUGCUUGGCAGAUGGAACAAUCCUCCCUCUCCUAAGUCCUCCCCAGAGCCAAUGAGGGGCCGGCACAGAGGGAGAAGAGGGAGGGAAAUAGCCAUUGUGCUAGCAGGACUCAUUGCGUUGGCUCAUUCUAGCGCAACAGUUUAGUUGAAUCCAGCCCUCAGCCAUAAUCUAGUUUGACUGAUUCAGUUUACUCAGGCAAGGGAACAAGUUAACCAAUGCAGAGGGCUACAAACCCCACGUUUGCCUGAGAGAAUAUACACUUUCAGCUUCAUAUGUGUGUGUUGGAGAAGAGCUAUAUAUUUCAUAGGGGAAUCAUGAUUCAGAAGGAUGUUAGAAGCAUAAUGGGAAGUUGGAAGGUGGCCUUUCAAGUGCCACUACAGAAAAAUUGUCACACAUUUCAAGCUAUUGGAAAAUUUCCUUUCAUUUCUCCAGUGCAAACUGUGUUGCUGCUAACAAGUUGCCUUUGAGAGAGGAAGCUUGAAUAGGAUGUUUUACUGUUCUGCAGUAGCUUGUCCUCAUGCUACAGCCUUGAUCCAAAUCAUCUUUCUAUAGGUUUUAAUAGCCAUGGAGAGGGCAAUCUACAGGCAAAGGUUUUAUGCCCAAAUUUUCCCCUUCCACAGCUAAUAGCAACUUCAUGAAGCAGGAACAUUAAACUGGUGAAUCACCACACAAGCAAAGGGUGUCCCUUGCCCAGCUGCUUUUUGAAAAGAAAAAAGAUGUUGGGAGUUCAAGUCAUGAAACUCCCAUAGUCUAAAUUGUCUGAAUUUAUCAAGUUGCUUUUCAUGUGUUUUGCAUGAAUGCUAGGCAUGUUGCUCUGAAUGUUGUUGCCCUUUGGCUAAGAAAAUAGUAUUGACCACACCCUAUGUUUACAUAUUGGUAGUUAUGGGUAUGGAAAAGUGCGUGGUGUUGUAAGUAAAUACCAACUUGUAUCAAGAAUUAACAAUAUAAACUGUCCUUACAGAGAACUUUAUUUAAUAAGUAUUUGAUGUAGUUUUAAUUUUCCCUAGCAAGUUUUCACUUCAGCAGAGCCUGAUAGGCAGAACAGUAUUACGAAAAGAUGGUGCUUUGAGAAGCAAGUUUUACCAUUCAUCAGUAAGAAGAUUUGUUACUCAUUCUAGAUUGCAUAUUUAACAGCUCGCUCUGGUGCGAAUCUGUUUUUGUGACCCAGUGUCUUCUGGUAAAAUUGCUCAGUGAAAUGUUUUGUCCUAGUGCCACAAUGCCAAGCCAGUGCAAACAAGGACAUGGUUUGAGGUGGAAGCCCUGAUUGCUCUCUGCGAAAAGUUUUGCCUUUCUCAGCUGUGUCCCAGAAUGCUGCUGGUUUGCUUUGUCCAUAGAACUCAGUGGAAGCCAUUGAAAACGAAAUCUGUCCCUCUCCAUAUGGACCAAUCCUUCAUUGGCAUAACUCUAGCCCAGGUUCUCUUUCUCGGAUUGAUAAAAAUAGAACCCAGUAGCUUGGUUGUAAGUACAUGAUGACAUUUGGCAUUGCUUUGGGAGUGGGUUAAUAUAUAUGAGGAUAUUUAUGUAUAUAUAUAUAUAUAUUGUACAAAUUUUACAAAUUGAUUAAUAUUCAAGAAGUUAAUGAAUAAGAUAAGCAAAAAUAACCAUACCUAUAUCUAAUGAGCUGAAUGUUUUUUCAUAAAAGUGUCAAAUAGACGUUCUCAUAAAAUACUAUAAUUAUUCAAAUUUUCAUAAAUAUAUUCCAUAAGAAAACAUUGUUAUAUUAAUACUGCAGCUACUAAAGGAUUACAAAGAGAUCCUAUAAAUGCAAAUCUGACUGGGUCUUCUUAUAUUAUAAAAAGCCAUGUUUUCUGAAUUUCCCCAAAUAAAAAGUUUUGAUUGAUUUC
Messenger RNA from Podarcis lilfordi (Lilford's wall lizard), 7826 nucleotides. The record is from the annotation of a GenBank genome assembly. NCBI's taxonomy places the organism in Eukaryota, Metazoa, Chordata, Lepidosauria, Squamata, Lacertidae.